Molecule: messenger RNA, 633 nt
Organism: Spirodela intermedia
Lineage: Eukaryota; Viridiplantae; Streptophyta; Magnoliopsida; Alismatales; Araceae
Source: the annotation of a GenBank genome assembly
AUGGACCUGAAGAUGCAGCUGGAGCUGCCCCUGGAGGCGCUAGUGCUCCGCCACUCCGCCGCCGGCACCGGCGGCGGGUCUGUGUGGGCCUGGCUGGCCGUCGUCGCCGCCGCAUUCGGCCUGUGGCGCAUCCGCUCCAUCGCCGUGGGCUUCGGGUACGGUUACCCCCGCCGCCGGCGCUGCCGCCCACCCCCCACCUCGCAUGACACCGGCAAAUGCGACCUCGUCAGCGACCAGUCGCCGCCACCGCCGCCGAUGCCCCCGCCGCCGAAGCUGCUGCCGGAGGCCGCCCUCUCAGCAGCCGGAGAGGGCUGCCGCCACGCGAGCUUCACCAGGAAGGGGUCUCUCUUCGAGGCGCACGGCUGCUUCGAGGAAGAAGUCGACGAUGGGGAAUCGGAAGAAGAGGUAGAGCGACCGCAGGGUCACCGAUGGGCCCUCGAAGGCAGCGGCAUCGUCCUCUACGGUUGCGGAGGCGGCCGCAGGGAGGAGAGGCGGAUGGGGGACUUGGGGUGGUACCGGUACCAGGACCUUUCGGUGCUCAACGGGAGGGUGGUGAGGCUGUGGGAGGACGAGAAGCGCCUAGCUGCCUCCCCGUCGGUGCGGCGGCGGUGCCGCCUGAACCUGGAGGGGUGA